AAAAUAAAUUUAUCUAUAUAAGUAAGGCUUUAAGUAAAGCGAAAUUCUUGUCUUGUAUAAGUAUUUGGAAAAUUUUGGAAGAGAUUCUUCAAAUUUGUUGUGCGAAGAAGGAUCUGUACGGAAGAAGAUCGGAAGAGAGCGAAGAUGGAGGAGACAAAUCAGAGGCGGAAGGGAAACGGAGAGAAGAAAAGCUGCUGCGAUGAAAUCAGAGAGGAUUGUCGGUUGGUUUCGUUUAAGGAGUUGCCUGAGUAUAUGAAAGAUAAUGAGUUUAUUCUUCAUUAUUAUAGAGCUGAAUGGCCUCUCAAGCGAGCUCUUCUUAGUGUCUUCCAAUGGCACAAUGAAACCCUAAAUGUUUGGACGCAUUUGAUUGGAUUUGUUUUGUUCUUGGGAUUGUGUUUGGCGAAUCUGAUGGAAGAAGUGCCUCAAGUGGCGGAUUUGUUCGGGUUCUUUUCCAGGUCUAUGCUCACAUCUUUCUGUUCAAACAUUUCCUAUGUUUCUAGAGAUUUCAUUGGAACCACAGCAACAGAACUGAUGGAAUUGAUGGGAAGCGUCCACCACGAAGGCGGCGGCAACAUCAGUUUGGUAACCAACGGAUCGAGCACAGAACGGUGGCCAUUCUUCGUGUUCUUAGGCGGCUCAAUGUUCUGCCUUCUCUCGAGCAGCAUUUGCCAUCUCUUUUCUUGCCACUCUCACCCUCUAAAUCUGCUCUUACUCAGAAUCGACUACAUCGGAAUCGCCGUCAUGAUCAUCACCUCCUUUUUCCCCCCAAUUUACUACAUCUUUCAAUGCGAUCCCCUCUGGCAAUUCGUCUAUCUCGCCGGAAUCACCAUCAUGGGCAUCUUCACCAUCCUUACUCUGCUAUCCCCGGCGCUUUCCACUAGCAAAUUCCGGUCCUAUAGAGCUCUUCUCUUCGUCUCCAUGGGUCUCUUCGGUAUUGUUCCCGCGAUUCACUCCGCCGUCGUGAAUUGGGGUAAUCCUCGCCGUAAUAUCACUCUGGCUUAUGAAGCGGCGAUGGCUCUGUUUUAUCUCACUGGAACCGGGUUUUACGUGAGCCGGAUUCCGGAGCGGUGGCUUCCAGGCCGGUUCGAUCUGGCCGGACAUAGCCACCAGCUAUUUCAUGUUUUGGUGGUUUUUGGAGCUUUGGCCCAUUACGGUGCCACCAUUGUUUUGUUGGAGUGGCGUCAGAAUUUUGGGUGCGAAAAUUUGACGUUGUGAAAGGAAAAACACAAAUCAAACUGCAAACCCAAUUGUUUAGCCUAUUUAAUUUGGAAAUUAAACGCUUAAUUUAAAAAUUUGUAUUUUUUUUCUUCUUAAUUUAUUUAUUCAUCAGCAACUUCUUUGAUUUUCUCA
Messenger RNA from Cucurbita maxima (winter squash), 1350 nucleotides. Its product is annotated as heptahelical transmembrane protein ADIPOR1. Gene Ontology annotation, molecular function: signaling receptor activity. The record is from RefSeq and is a predicted model, not a curated record. The coding region runs from base 145 to 1215 and encodes 356 amino acids. The transcript is spliced from 4 exons. Gene Ontology annotation, cellular component: membrane. Lineage: Eukaryota; Viridiplantae; Streptophyta; Magnoliopsida; Cucurbitales; Cucurbitaceae. Gene Ontology annotation, biological process: response to hormone.